UUUCGACUUAAAAACAGUGCAGCUAUGCCUUGGUGAUGAAAAGAGGCAGCUCGCGGAAAUAAAGGCGGAGGGUGGGGACCGCUCACUGUAGCACGGAAACGCCUAAAACACAAAAAAAAAAUCCCGCGCGCACUGACACGAGUUCAGUGCCAUCUGUCCAUCUGAAAGUGCCUUGCUUCUGUUUGCGAAGAUGCCCAGAGGAUUUUUAGUCAAGAGAAACAGGAAAGCGACGCCCGUGUCGUACCGGAUCCGCGCGGAGCAUGAGGAGGAACAGGAGCGCGAGCAGAUGCAGCGAUCGAGCGAUGCGCCUCAAUCAGCAUCUGCGUCCUUAGCAUUAGUUGCAUCAGCACCACCGCGCGCGAACAGUCUGAGCCACGCUCCCAAACCGGUGCGUUUCGGAAACCCUGAGACUGUGUGCCAGUCGAUGUACAGCCCCACGCGCCCUGUGAGCCGAGAGCACGAGCGCGUGUCCCUCGAGCACCGUUUCGACCUCGGCUCGCCCGUCUCGGCGGAGUCUUUCCCGACGCUCAACGGCUUCGAAGCUCAGCAGCACCUCGCGUGCGCUCCUGUGGACCUAAAGAUCGGCACAAGCGACAGCAACCGGAUUGCUAGCAAACGAGCAGCGCCUGAGCCCGAGCGCAAGAGCAAACCGGCACCCAAAAAAACCAAAGCGAUCAGGAAGUUACAGUUCGAGGACGAGGUCACGACCUCACCGGUUCUCGGGCUGAGGAUCAAAGAGGGUCCGGUUGAGCAAAAGCCGAGCACGCGCUCCGGUGUAGACAAACCGCUUGGCGAGUUCGUGUGCCGCCUGUGCGGUGAGGCGUACGCGGACCCGUUCGCCCUCGCGCAGCAUAGGUGCUCACGCAUCGUGCGUGUCGAAUACAGGUGUCCCGAGUGCGACAAGGCUUUCAGCUGCCCCGCCAAUCUAGCCUCGCACCGGCGCUGGCACAAACCCAAGCAGCUGAACACGACGGGGAACGAUGGCACCGACAAGAAACCCCGCGCGCCGGACGACACGAAUAAGGAUGUGCAAGUUGAGCUCGAGCGAGAGCGCGACACGCCCAGCCCCGGAGCCUCCGAGUCGGGUUCCGGCUCCGAUUCAGACGGCAUGUACGAGUGCCAGCGCUGCGCGAGGAAGUUCAAACGCCAGGCUUAUUUGAAGAAGCACGUCCUGACACAUCACGCUCCGCUGAGUGCAAGUCGCGAGAGUCACGCGCCGUCACAAGAAACCGAGGCGAAGCGGUUGGAGCACGCGCAGGUGCCUGUGCAGGCGCCGUUGGAUUUGAGCGCGUGUCCUGUAUGCGGGGAGACUUUCCCAAGUCGCGUGGCGCAGGAGAGGCACGUCCGCGUGCAGCACGCGUCUCACGUGUACCCGUGCAAGCACUGUCCGGCCGCUUUCUACAGCUCCCCAGCGCUCACGCGCCACAUCAACAAGUGCCACCCGUCAGAAAACCGGCAGGUGAUUCUGCUGCAGGUGCCCGUGCGGCCCGCCUGCUGAAGAGCCCGCGUGCCUUUAAACAUUAAAGGAAAAAAAAAGAAAAGAAGAAAAAACAAAACAGAACAACGGCGCGUGCAAGGGGAAACGACACAGCUAUAAAGCCUCGCGUUUAAAAUCUACACGAUUGUAGUUUAUCAGAAUUGAACAGUUGAACAACAAUUGAAGUGCACAGCGAAAAUAUUAGGUGUUCAGUUAACACAGACUGACGUACAGUGCGGAAUUAACACACACACACACACACACACACACACACACACACACACACACACACACACACACACACUUUUAACACUUUCAAGACUUUAUUUAACACUUUUCAGUUAAGCAUCAUGCUAAUUCGUGAAAGUUACAAGGCUAGGGAUUUAUUAUGACUUAAUUCGCAUUAAAUUCUACGCAAUCGCACUGACGCAGAGGAUUUCUUACUCACUGUGUCUGAGCAGUGCAGUCGUGUUAGUUAAUACAACACAGUCUCAUUUCACAAAUAGUUAAUGAAACAUUGCACGUGGUCAUGGCCUGGGAAAAGGUUUAGACCCCAUGCCCUAUUAUAUGCAUCAUUUAACUCAACUCAAUUUAUUUAUUUAUUUAUGCAUUUAUUUGUGUAUUUAUUCGACUCAUUUCGUAGUUUAAAACUACCAUUAAAAAAAAAAAGAAUGAUGCUAAACAAAAUCGAGUCAAAAAAAGAAGUAAAACAGCAAAGACAUGAAUGUGAGUGCAGUUAAAAAGAAGCUACAACUCAAAACUAACUCAAACAUCACAAUAAAACAGAUAAAUGAAUAAUAAUUAAAAAAAAAAAAUAAUAA
This is a messenger RNA of Ictalurus punctatus (channel catfish), 2298 nucleotides long. RefSeq names its product insulinoma-associated 1a (gene insm1a). Gene Ontology annotation, cellular component: nucleus; transcription repressor complex. Gene Ontology annotation, molecular function: RNA polymerase II cis-regulatory region sequence-specific DNA binding; DNA-binding transcription repressor activity, RNA polymerase II-specific. The record is from RefSeq and is a predicted model, not a curated record. Bases 191 to 1498 code for a protein of 435 amino acids. Lineage: Eukaryota; Metazoa; Chordata; Actinopteri; Siluriformes; Ictaluridae. Gene Ontology annotation, biological process: neuron differentiation; negative regulation of transcription by RNA polymerase II; regulation of cell cycle process. The transcript has a single exon.